AUGCACCCUCCCUCUGUCCACUUCGGCCACUGCUUCAGAGCAGAGCCUGCCAGCUCCUUCACCCAGUUCCCGGCUGCGGUGCCCUCCUUUGGCCCUGACAGCUUCAACUUCAGGGAUCUUUCCAUGAAACGGGCGAGGGCCGACUACUUCACGGCCGUCAAGCCUGCUGCUCGGCCCUCGCCCACCGUCUCCCUCGCCGCAGACCUCUCCCAGAACUUCCAUAUCGACCAGAGUCCACAGUUGGCUACGCCUCGCAGGUCGCUGUUUUCAGCUAAUCUGUUCUGCUCGGAGAAUGAUACAAUAACAACCCCGCCGAUACCCUCCUCUCCUGCUCCUACAGAUAUCAUGGAGAUGUCUCCGCUGCCGCACAAGGCCCCCUUCGGCAUGGCCCUGGAUCUAGAGUCUCCCACGAUGGAGUUGUCUAUGGCAAAGUCCCAGCAGUCCCUGUUUCUGUCUGAUACUUUGCAACAGUCGCCUAUUGAGCCUAGCCGGUCAUCCACGCCGUCAGAACGCCGAAAAGCUCCAAUGCUGAGACCGUCCCUGAUGCGUACCAAGGCCUACAGCGCCUCAAGGCCGCCCCUUGCACAGCCACCGCAAUUCAAGUUCCUCGCUGGCGGCAGCAAGCUCUCCACCUCCACCCCAAUCUCGCUGGCAGAGAUUUUCGAAGAUGACCCAGACAGCCCCUCCGUGGCUCGGAGCAGUACCAAUGGUCCUCCGGGCCCGCCACGGUCACGAUCGUCCAGAGCACUAGCACAGGUACCAGAAAAUGGCUCUCCAAGCUACGGUGCCAUGAGAAGAGGGUCUAACCCCUUUUCUCGCCCGCGGAAACUCAGCAGACGCUCGCUUAGCAUCGUGCUCGUUGACAUCAUCGAUGGGAAAUACAGCGACCAGUUUGACAAUAUCACCAUAAUAGAUUGUCGGUUCGAAUACGAAUAUGAAGGCGGCCACAUCAAUGGCGCAGUCAACUACAACGACAAGGAGCAGCUCGCCGAAAAGCUCUUUACCGAGGGAGAGAUGAAGCAAAAGACCGCUCUCAUCUUUCACUGCGAGUACUCCGCCCACCGUGCUCCAAUCAUGGCCAAAUUCAUUCGUCACCGAGAUCGAGCCGUUAAUAUCGACCAGUACCCCAAACUGACCUUCCCGGAAAUGUACAUCCUCCACGGUGGAUACAGCGGUUUCUUUGCCGAGCAUAGCUCCCUCUGCUACCCUCAAAAUUACGUCGAAAUGGCUGCCAAGGAGCACGAAUUCGCAUGCGAGCGUGGUCUGGGUAAAGUAAAGCAACGGUCAAAGCUCUCCCGAGCUCAAACGUUUGCUUUUGGUCAACAAAACUCGCCAAUGGAAGAUAGUCCGACCGGUCGAUGUCGUGGAGCAUCCGAUCGCAACAUGAACAAUACUUUCGAAAGUCCCCUGGGACGGGGCUUUUCCCCAGGCCGUCUGCCUGAACGACGCAUGUUCUCAUACUAGCAUUCAAACCAACCGACUUUUUCUCUCUUGCCAAUGGGUGCUAAUGUUCAUGAUGGAGUUACGCCUUAACCUGACUUGAAGUCCUAACGUUUCGUUCUACCACCCAUCUUUACGCCUGGCGCACCGGACCAUUCCAUUUCAUUCCUUCCUCCUCACUCCUUGAUUCCAUAGCAUGGUCACAAGGCCUUUUCCUUUCUUUCCUUAGCUUUUUUUCCACUUCGAUUCUUAUCUUGUUCGCCAGCGACCAGAAAAGCGUUCAAACCACACCAAAAGUUCUCCCUUCUGCUUUCCUUGUCGAAGCGUCAUAGCGGAACUCUUCAUUGACAGCGUCCUUUUUUUCUCCUCUCCCCAUUUCCCUUACCCUUUUCUACUUUCCUACGGCGAUUCUAUCCUUUACUUUUUUUUUGUUCUCUAUUAUCUUGAGCGAUUGAUUUUUAACUGGCUCAGCGCAAGCGUUUCCUUUCCCCCUUCCCUUCAGCUUCCUCUAUGAUCAUGUCCAAUUGACUGACUGACUGACUGACCCAUUAUCCUGCACAAUUACCCCCUGUUUGUUCCUUAUCCAACAUAACCAUUUUCCUUUGUCGAUAUACCUGUUUUUCCUUGUUUAUUUUCCUUUUGUCUACACUUACCUUGCCUCUACCGAGCUGAGCUGAGCUGUUUCCCACAUCCGCCAUGCGCCACACCUCCCACCUCCACAUGAGACGACAAGACCGCACACGAGUUCCGAA
Messenger RNA from Trichophyton rubrum CBS 118892, 2192 nucleotides. RefSeq lists its product as uncharacterized. The record is from RefSeq and is a predicted model, not a curated record. Gene Ontology annotation, cellular component: cytoplasm; nucleus. NCBI's taxonomy places the organism in Eukaryota, Fungi, Ascomycota, Eurotiomycetes, Onygenales, Arthrodermataceae. The transcript has 6 exons. Gene Ontology annotation, biological process: positive regulation of G2/M transition of mitotic cell cycle; positive regulation of G2/MI transition of meiotic cell cycle; protein dephosphorylation. Bases 1 to 1464 code for a protein of 487 amino acids. Gene Ontology annotation, molecular function: protein tyrosine phosphatase activity.